GUGUAAUUUACUCUAAAAUCUUUAUUAAACUAUAUUUCAGACAAAAGAUCGUGGCUUGUUGAAGGAGGUCUUUAACACAAAAAAGACAAAACACAAUUAGAAAUUUUCCAUUUAUUCUGAAACAAGAGUACCUCUCAUCACCGGCUGUGAAAAGGAUCCAUGACGCCCACUUCCCACGACCCUUUCUUCUCACUCCUCCUCCUCCUCCUCUUUCUCUCUCUAAAACCAGAAAUGGAUAUUCAAGAAAGUUGUUAGAACAGUGGAAUUUUUUAAGCAAAAUCCUCAAAAAACCAACACUUCAUCCACCAAUUCAAUAUAGACAAUCACCUUUCACCAAAUUCAUCCUCAAUUUCCCCAUAAAUGUCGCUCUUUUUGUUCCUCUCUACAUCUUCAACAUCUUCUCUCUCUCCUCCGUCGGAAAAUCCCUCUCUUUCUCUUUCCCUACACCGCCGCCAUGAACUACCGGAAAAAUAACCACCUCUCUGUUUCCGCCGUCCUCCUCUCUGUUUUCCUCAUCGGAAUCAUCUUCUACAACGAAGACGUUAAAUCACUAACAAAAUUCCCGUUCUAUACACUCCAGUUUCAGAAAAUCACUCCCCAUGAAAACCCACUUCCGAAUGAGCAACAGACCACCAACUUGACGGCGGAAGACGACGAAUUUCCACCGGAAAGCUGCGAUAUUUUCGAUGGGAAAUGGGUUUUUGACGAUUUGACACAUCCUUUGUAUAAAGAAGAGGAGUGUGAAUUUCUGACUGAACAGGUUACGUGUAUGAAAAAUGGGAGACAAGAUUCUAUGUAUCAGAAGUGGAGGUGGCAGCCUAAAGACUGUAAUUUGCCAAAGUUUAGAAGGAAAUUGUUGGUGGAGAAAUUGAAGAACAAGAGGCUUAUGUUCGUUGGAGAUUCGUUGAAUAGAAAUCAAUGGGAAUCAAUGGUGUGUAUGGUUCAAUCGGUUGUUAGUUCAGGAAGAAAGAGUUUGAUCAAAACAGGGUCUCUCUCCAUUUUCAGAAUCGAGGAUUAUAAUGCCACCGUGGAAUUUUACUGGGCCCCAUUUUUGGUCCAAUCAAACUCUGAUGAUCCAGAGAUACACAGCAUAUUAGACAGAAUCAUCAUGCCUGAAUCAAUUAAUAGCCAUGGUCAAAAUUGGAAAAAUGUUGACUAUUUGGUCUUUAACACAUAUAUUUGGUGGAUGAACACAAGAAACAUGAAAGUGCUGAGAGGAUCAUUUGAUGAAGGAGCAACAGAAUACGAUGAAAUCGAGAGGCCUUUAGCAUAUGCACGAGUGUUGAAAACAUGGGGCGAAUGGGUUGAUAAAAACAUAAACCCUAAUCGCACCAUGGUCUUUUUCAAUAGCAUGUCUCCUAUCCAUAUAAAGAGCUUGGACUGGAAUAACCCUGAGGGCAUCAAAUGCGCGAAGGAGACAAGUCCGAUCCUAAACGUGACCGCACCGCCAAACGUGGGCACGGACCGUCGACUUUUUACGGUUGCAACCGAUGUGAUUCAAUCAAUGAAAGUUCCAGUGAAUUUCAUCAACAUAACUACUCUUUCGGAGUAUCGAAAAGAUGCACACACCUCAAUCUAUACCAUUCGUCAGGGCAAAUUAUUAACCGCAGACCAAAAAGCAGAUCCUGCCAUUUAUGCAGAUUGUAUUCAUUGGUGCUUACCUGGAUUACCUGACACGUGGAAUGAGUUUCUUUACACACGUAUCAUUUCUCACUUGUGACACAUAGUGACUAUUUUGGGGUUUUUGUAUAUUGUUUCCCUUUUUUUGUAACUUUUUUGAAUGCUAUUAUUUUUCAUGUAUAUUUCGUUUUUGGAAAGUUUUGGUUUUUAGAAAGGUUUUUUUGGACA
This is a messenger RNA of Lactuca sativa (garden lettuce), 1848 nucleotides long. Its product is annotated as xylan O-acetyltransferase 1. Gene Ontology annotation, cellular component: Golgi apparatus. Lineage: Eukaryota; Viridiplantae; Streptophyta; Magnoliopsida; Asterales; Asteraceae. Gene Ontology annotation, molecular function: O-acetyltransferase activity. The record is from RefSeq and is a predicted model, not a curated record.